ACUGCAGACACAGUACAGGAGAUGACCAGAGACUGCGGACAUAGUACAGGAGAUGACCGGACUGCGGACAUAGUACAGGAGAUGACCAGAGACUGCGGACAUAGUACAGGAGAUGACCAGAGACUGCGGACAUAGUACAGGAGGAGAAGACCAGAGACUGCAGACAGUACAGAAGAUGACCAGAGACUGCAGACAGUACAGGAGAAGACCAGAGACUGCUGACAGUACAGGAGCAUACCAGAGACUGUUGGCAGUACAGGAGAUGACCAAGAGACUGCGG
Messenger RNA from Staurois parvus, 280 nucleotides. Lineage: Eukaryota; Metazoa; Chordata; Amphibia; Anura; Ranidae. The record is from the annotation of a GenBank genome assembly.